Molecule: messenger RNA, 435 nt
Organism: Morchella sextelata
Lineage: Eukaryota; Fungi; Ascomycota; Pezizomycetes; Pezizales; Morchellaceae
Exons: 4
Coding region: 1-435 (144 amino acids)
Biological process (GO): protein import into mitochondrial matrix
Cellular component (GO): PAM complex, Tim23 associated import motor
Molecular function (GO): ATPase activator activity
Source: RefSeq, a predicted model, not a curated record
AUGCAGACGGACCACGAGCAAGACCAAGACCAAACCUCACCCACCACCACCACCACCACCACCACCUCAGCACCCGAAACCGAGAACGGCGGCAGCAGUACAAUGUCAAGCGCAAUCCUCAUCGGCUGCGGCAUCGCAGGCGCCGCCCUCGCUGGCCGCAUCGGCCUGCAAGCCUUCAAGAGAUACAAAGCCACCUCCGGCGCCGGCGUAGCGGGCGCCUUUGGCAAGGCCUUCUACAAGGGCGGCUUCGAGCCGAAAAUGAACCGCCGCGAGGCCAUUUUGAUUCUGCAGCUUGCUGAGCGGAACAUGACGAAGCAGAAUAUCCGGAAGCGGCAUCGCGAGAUGAUGCUACUGAACCAUCCGGACCGCGGGGGCAGCCCGUAUUUGGCGGGAAAGGUUAAUGAGGCGAAGGAGUUUCUGGAGAAGCAUGGUUAG